UGGUGACGAGGACCUUCAUCAUGAAGCCACCAGUAAGAGCUAAUCCGGACCAGGUGUGGGUAUUCUUUUCUCUGGAACCAUGGGCAAACUACCGCAAUCAGUUCCCAAGAGAGAACUGGAAUAGUGUGUUUAAUUGGACCUAUACAUAUGAAAGAAAGUCUGAUUUCCAUGCUGAGUAUGGCUCUCUGAGAAGACGACAGCAGUUGAGGAAGUAUGACUGGAAUGAGGUCAUGUCACAGAAGACAAAAAAGGUAUUGUGGUUCGUAAGUAACUGCGGAGGUACAAGCAACAGAAUGAAAUACGUGGAAGAGUUAAAGAAGUAUAUCCCAAUCGAUAUUUUCGGGCGUUGUGGGAAAGGAAAGUGCACUGUGGACGGGCAUGAUGAUAAGUGUUACAGAAAAUAUAAAUUUUAUCUGUCCUUUGAAAGUACCUUUUGUAAAGAUUAUGUCACGGAGAAGUUUUUCAAGACAUUUCAGUAUAACCGCCAUAUCAUUCCUGUAGUUCGAGGCAAUGGGGAUUAUGCCAAACAUUACCCCAAAGACACGUUCCUGAACACAGCUGACUUCCGGUCGCCUAAGGACCUGGCUGCGCAUCUUUUAUAUCUGGACAGGAACUCCACUGCCUAUCUUGACCUUCUCACAACACAUGCGCAGUAUGAACAUGUUCUUUUCACAAAAAACAGCUGCGAGAUGUGUGUUAACCUCCACACAUUAGACCAACACAGAAAGUCGUACCCUGAUAUCUCGAGCUGGAUGGACAAUUGCGACAGUCGGAAAGAUUAUUGA
This is a messenger RNA of Haliotis rubra (blacklip abalone), 785 nucleotides long. Its product is annotated as glycoprotein 3-alpha-L-fucosyltransferase A-like. The coding region runs from base 21 to 785 and encodes 254 amino acids. NCBI's taxonomy places the organism in Eukaryota, Metazoa, Mollusca, Gastropoda, Lepetellida, Haliotidae. Gene Ontology annotation, cellular component: membrane. Gene Ontology annotation, molecular function: alpha-(1->3)-fucosyltransferase activity. The record is from RefSeq and is a predicted model, not a curated record. The transcript has a single exon.